Messenger RNA from Pomacea canaliculata, 1744 nucleotides. Its product is annotated as tetraspanin-11-like. Gene Ontology annotation, cellular component: membrane. NCBI's taxonomy places the organism in Eukaryota, Metazoa, Mollusca, Gastropoda, Architaenioglossa, Ampullariidae. The record is from RefSeq and is a predicted model, not a curated record. The transcript is spliced from 8 exons. Bases 489 to 1442 code for a protein of 317 amino acids.
UCGUUACGUCACGAAGCUUUUUCGUCACUUCCGUCAGCUUGGCUCCUGUGAAGUGCCUGAAAACCUGAAAACAAUCGGAGCAAAGAAGAACUUGUAUGACUGUUUGCCAGAGACACCUCUAGUGCCAGGAAAGACAGCCUAACAACAUUACUGCAAAUAGAAGUCAAGUAGUCAAGUCUGAAAAACAUUUCAUCGUGACGCAAAGUCUUAGACUUGUGUGGGAAUCAUUCUUCUGAGGGCAGGUCGGUGGCGCAAAAGUAAUACCAGCUUGUAGUACGGGAGGAAGGAUCAUUAUUCUUCCCUUGAUGCGGCACCUGCUUACAGGGGUGGACAAGCUCACUGUGAUUUAACCUGCUGCUGACGUGGUGUAAAAUACCAAGAUGUCGCGCUGUUUGUAACAGCAACCAGCGGAAUGCAAGCGACGAAGUGAGUCACAAAACGGAGUCUGAGACGCAGGGUUCCUCCGACGCUGCUGACAACCAUGGGCCAUGGGGGCCACAUCCUUCAAGAGCAGUGACAGGAGGAAGAGGCUCCUUAAGGUCAUGGUCAGUAAAGCCAAGUGCUGGGUCAUCGUCAUAAAGGUUUUGAACAGCAUCCUUCUGGUGGCUGGAGUGGGCGCUGUCCUAUGUGCCGGGUGGAUUCUGAUAUUGGACGAUCGCUUUCUUUUCCUCAGUCGAAUGGCCAACCAGAACUUCAGCGAAGAUCCAAUGAAGAACUACUCGCUGCUAGAGGUCUGUGGUUAUAUGCUCCUGGCGACAGGCUUGCUGUUGAUCUGUCUCUCAGUUCUUGGAUUCCUGGGUGUUUGUAUGCUGAACCGCAGCAUUCUUGGAAUUUACACCAUCUGCAUCUGCCUGAUGGUAGUGCUACAGCUGGCAGCAGGUGUUCUUGGAGCCCUGUACUUGGACUCACUUAGAAUGGAUGAGGUUCAGAAGCAGAUGUUUACUUCCUUGCAAGUGCGUUAUCAGGGUCCCAUUCUAAACGACACUGGCUUGUUCCCAUCAGAUGUGGAAUUUUCUCAUUCUUUUGAUUAUGCUCAGGUGUCACUCCAGUGUUGUGGCGCAAACAACGGCAGCGACUAUGCCGUCUUCACAGAGUGGAAUCGCACUUGGUACGACUCUUCGGGAUCCUUGUCAAUGGCAAAAGUACCAUUCACAUGUUGUAAAGUGAAGGACGGUGGUGAUCCCGAUGAAGCUGCAAACAUGCGCUUGAUCAAACUGAUCACCUACAUCAAAGACCAGUCUUGUCCUCUCAAGCCAGUUGACAGAAAUUCGAACUUUGUCCCUGGAUGCUACGAAAAACUCUUGGAUCUCUAUACCAGGUUGAGUUACCUUAUCGCCGGCGUCGGCACUUUCCUCGUUGUCGUGGAGAUCGCAAGCGGCACGUCAGCUUAUCGUCUCUGCAGGUUCCUGCAGCGAACCUUUGAGGACUUCGAUGGCUGGUGACUGGUCAGCUCCAUCUGGAAGCGUCGGAUGCCGCGUGACAAGACCGUCUCUUUAAUUGUCACACACGGACACGUCUCGGGUGUAUUUAGUUGUCAAACAUGACACGUCUAGGGUGCCAGGCUUUAGUUGUCAAACACCAACACAUCUCGGCAGGUCUGUAAUGACGUCUGCAGUCACAUGGGAAUGUGUCUGGCUUCAAACGUUUUGAACUAAGGAAAAAUGUAUAUUUUGAAUUUUGGCAUGUAUUUCUUUUUAUGUACAAAUUUCAGUUGUUUUUUAAUUUCCUGAAGUACUUUAUUUAA